AUUUCACAAAAAUUAAGUUGUGGUUCUUUUCCGAGUACUGAAAGUUGAGCUAUUGAGAAGCGCACAGAAGAAAGGAAGAUGGCGUCAUCGCGUCCCCCACCGUCGAAAUCAGUGGAUCUGGACCUCACCAUCGUGGCGGCGAAGCACCUCAAGAACGUCAACUGGAAGAACGGCGAUCUGAAGCCCUACGUCGUUUUUUGGGUGGACCCCGAGCGGCGUCUGGCCACCAAAUCCGACGACUCCGGCAACACCUCCCCCGUCUGGAACGAGCGCUUCGCCCUACCCCUCCCUCUCCCCCUCCACGACUCCUUCCUCACCCUGGAGAUCUUCCACUCCAAACCCUCUGACACCCUCAAACCCCUCGUCGCCACCCUCCGCCUCCCUCUCAAGGACCUUCACGACCUCCAGGACUCCACUCGCCUCCGCAAGUUCCCCCUUUCCCGCCCCUCCGGCCGUCCCCACGGUAAGAUCCACCUCAAACUUGGCCUCCUUGGCCGCCCCCAAUUCCAAUCCCUCGACUAUCUCAACCCUAACCCUAACCCUAACCCCACCCCCAAUCCCAGCCCCAACCAUAAUAACCCUAAUUUCGUCUUCUACAGGGGAUAUUCCCAUUCCCCUUCGCCACCACCAUCUCCAUACCCCUCGUACCCCUCUUACCCCGAUUCCUAUAGUUCUUCUUACUACCCUGGUUACUAUUCUGGUGCUCUUCCUCCUCCUCCUCCUAGACCCUUCAUCGACCGUUACGCUGGGCCCAGUGGUCCUUCCGCUCCGCUGGAUUAUUCCACCUCCUACGAUCCCAAACCCAGGCCUUCCAAAAUGGGCCUAGGCGCUGGCCUCGCUGUCGGCGCUGUUGCUGGAGCUCUCGGUGGGCUUGCUCUCGAGGAGGGGCUUAAAUACGAAGAAGACAAAAUCGCGGAUAGGGUCGAGAACGACGUCGCUGCUAGUAUUGCGCGUGACGAUUACAGCGAUUAUCGAGUGGAUUACUGAACCAAACAACUCCUACUGGCUUGUGUUAUCGUAAGGUUUCAAAAUUCAAAAGCUAUCUCGGUUUGGACUCGCUCUAAUGCUAUUCCAGUAUAUAUAAUAGAUAUAUAUAACUAUUACAUCUCUAUGUAUAUAGUUUGACUGGGUGUUGGAUUGAUGAAUGCAUCGGUAAUGUUUUACUUGCUGUUUGUCGUGAUUUGCUAAUGUUCUUGCGGCUUUUUAUAUUUGAAGUGAAAUAAAGCUGAUUUCGUCUCAUGAUA
Vigna umbellata (rice bean) is the source of this 1244-nucleotide messenger RNA. Its product is annotated as Calcium-dependent lipid-binding (CaLB domain) family protein. Gene Ontology annotation, biological process: defense response. The record is from RefSeq and is a predicted model, not a curated record. Lineage: Eukaryota; Viridiplantae; Streptophyta; Magnoliopsida; Fabales; Fabaceae.